Molecule: messenger RNA, 954 nt
Organism: Lathyrus sativus (Indian pea)
Lineage: Eukaryota; Viridiplantae; Streptophyta; Magnoliopsida; Fabales; Fabaceae
Source: the annotation of a GenBank genome assembly
AUGGCUACCUUUAUCAAAUUAUUUGUUACACUCUCCAUUACUUCUCUCUUAGCAUGUUCUACCGAUGGACAACUUAUCCAUAACUUUUAUGGUGUAACUUGCCCUAGCCUUCAAACUAUUGUGCGUAAUACAAUGAUCAAUGCUAUCAAAAAUGAACCAAGGAUGGGUGCUUCUAUACUUCGCUUGUUCUUCCAUGAUUGCUUUGUUAAUGGAUGCGAUGGAUCAAUCUUAUUAGAUGAUACUGCGACAUUUACCGGUGAGAAAAAUGCAGCACCUAACAAAAAUUCAGCUAGGGGUUUCGGCGUAAUUGAUGCGAUUAAAACCAAAGUUGAAGCUUCUUGCAAAGGCAUUGUCUCUUGUGCAGAUAUUCUAGCACUUGCAGCUAGAGAUGGAGUCUUUCUACUUGGAGGACCUAGAUGGGUAGUACCACUUGGAAGAAGAGAUGCAAGAACAGCAAGCCAAACUGCAGCAAACAACCAAAUUCCAUCACCAUUUUCUGACCUUUCUACCCUCACUAGAAUGUUUUCAGCCAAGGGUCUAACGGUAAAAGAGCUCACUGUUCUCUCUGGUGCACACACCAUAGGCCAAGGAGAGUGUCAAUUUUUCAGAACUCGCAUAUACAAUGAAACCAACAUUGAUCCAAACUUUGCCACUUUGAGAAAAAAAACUUGCCCUUUAUCUGGUGGUGACACCAUAUUAGCACCUCUUGAUACUCUCACUCCAACUAGUUUUGACAACAAUUACUAUCAAGAUCUGGUUGCUAAGAAAGGACUAUUCCAUUCUGAUCAAGUUCUUUUUAAUAAUGGGUUUCAAGAUAAUUUGGUUAGAAGUUAUAGUACUAAUAGGGCUACUUUUUUUAAUGACUUUGUUGCUGCUAUGAUAAAGUUGAGUGAAAUUAGUCCUCUCACGGGGACUAAGGGGGAGAUUAGAAGGAAUUGCAGACUUGUUAAUUGA